AUAGGCGCUCUCUUGCCGUCGGGGGAGCGCGGCGAUUGGCCGGACCCGGACGCCAAUCCUCGCGCGGGGAGAAGCCGUUUCCCGUGUUGACGGUGCGGGUGGAGGCGGCGGCGACGACCGAGGCGGUUGCGGGUAGCAGGAUCGGGCCCUCCGCGUCCCCGCGGAGCGGCGGGCUCCACGAUGAGAAUGAUUGAGAGCGUGGACUCUGCGGUGGCCAGGCCCAGCGAAGACCUCUGGGCCGAAAUCUGUGCGUGCCUGCCGCGUCCCGAGCAGAAGGACGCUGGCGACGCUUUCACUGACUCCUUCACGGAUGCCUGCGCCGGCGGAGGAGGCCAGGGCGGUGGGCCAGAUGGCUCUUCCCAAGCAAACCCCAAGCCCUGGGCACCCCUCAAUGAUUCAGAGGUGUAUUUAGCAUCCCUAGAGAGAAGACUGAUGAGAAUUAAAGGCUUGUCUCAAGAGGUGACCUCCAAGGACAUGCUGCGCACCCUCUCCCAGGCUAAGAAGGAAUGCUGGGACAGGUUCCUGCAGGAGAAGUUUGAGUCUGAGUUUUACAUGGAGGGACAUGACUCUGAUGAGAGCACGCUGGAGCACCUAAAGCGAUGGCUGCAACCUGACAAAGUGGCGAUCAGUACCGAGGAGGUGCAGUACCUCAUCCCUCCGGAGCCUCAGCCGGAGAAGCAGGAGGCUGAGGAAGAACCUCCAGCUGCAGAGCAGUGAGACGCAGGCCAGCCGUGCCGCAGAGCUGCCUCUUGUCCCAGCCCUGAGGAAGCUGUAUCCAGCGGUAGAAUUAAUGGGGAGGGAAGGGAGGGCAAAAGUGCCCGUUUUCAGUCACUUAAAAACCCAAACCACCCCAACACACAAAAACCCCAGCUCUGGACCUCCAGAGGCAGCCACUGGCACUAGUUACGGACAGGAGCGGAGCGCCCGUGACGCAGCGUAUGCUGAACUGAGAUCUUUGAUCUUCUCCCAGCCUGUAGCAACCUGAUCCUUCUGGUCGGAACGGGAAUAGUUUGUAAUUCAUCAGGAGACAUAUUGAACAAACAAACAAAAGCGGUUGUUCAGACGCAUCAGAAAAUAUAGUGGUCUAGAAUAGAACAGAUGAAACCACUGAAUCAGUUUUUCUUCCCGUUUUGACCCUUUUUAAUUACUCGGGUGGGUUUUUUUCUUUCCUGCAAAGCCCGCUGUGGUGUUUCCUGCGCACCGUCACUGUUUGAGCCGGGGCUGGCCCUGAGCCGUGCCUGGAAGAAGACAUAUUUUUCACCUUAAUGAAUUUGGGACCCUGAGGGAAGCUAUCGUUGCAAUCAUUAAAUUGAUGGCAUCACUGACACCGUAACUAUGUAACGUUCCUCCGUAUGUAACGCACCCUCCUACAACAGCCCGCUUUCUUGGCCACACUCCACUAUAGCACAGACUGGAGGGGAAGCGCUGUUUUUUCUCUGGUUGAUCAUUUUGUACCUGUUUUUUGUCUCCUUCAGCCUCUCCAAAAGAGGGUCAAGUGAGAUUCUGUAUCGGGAAGCCAAGAGCGACAGCCAGGGAGGCCACAAAUACCUUGUUCUCAUCACAGACUUGCAUAGAAUUAUCCGAUUUAAGUGUGUUCUAGUAUAUAAUUGUUUUUCAUCCUGUUUAACUCGGCAGAGGGUUGUUUCCCAUGACUGAUCAAAGACUCUGUAACCGUGUGCUUGUAUAAGACCGACGCUUCUCUGCCCGGCGCUUUCUGCCUCGGCGCUGACGCUAAGGGUCGAUAGAGGGAAGCAGCGUACAUCUUCUGUCAGCUACCGCUACUCAGGGCAGAAACUGUAGGGGUGGUUCUAGUAGUUCCUGCGCGCUGGAUUCGUACCGCGUUCGUUAUGUACCUGUAGGAAAAUACAUUUUUAAAAGCA
Molecule: messenger RNA, 1880 nt
Organism: Phalacrocorax carbo (great cormorant)
Lineage: Eukaryota; Metazoa; Chordata; Aves; Suliformes; Phalacrocoracidae
Source: RefSeq, a predicted model, not a curated record